Fragaria vesca subsp. vesca is the source of this 1827-nucleotide messenger RNA. RefSeq lists its product as uncharacterized. The record is from RefSeq and is a predicted model, not a curated record. NCBI's taxonomy places the organism in Eukaryota, Viridiplantae, Streptophyta, Magnoliopsida, Rosales, Rosaceae. Bases 617 to 1156 code for a protein of 179 amino acids. The transcript has 3 exons.
AUGGAUUCUGAUGAGAGCACCGCAGCCAUCCCCGUAGGGUCCUUCUCCUCUCUUCCGCAGACGCAACCAUCCUGCUUUUGCAGAUCUCACACGUCUGCAAAAAAAAAAGGUCACACUCCAUUAUAAUUCGCUUCUCUCACUUCAGUUCGUAUACGACAUCACCUUAUACGCAAUCCCUCUAUAUAUAACUCCCCACCUUCCCCAUCCCCCUCUUCAUUUCUUCUUCCGUCUCUACCUUCUUCUCAGUUCUCACUUCUCACACGUCUGUAUCACUCACUUUGGUUUCUGGGUCCGUCGCCAUUGGACGGGCUAGGUCUGGUUCAGUUUGUCACAUCCUUCUGCUCUCCUCCGAUUCUUGACGUGCGUCGGUGAACGUGAAAACCUUCCCUAAUACCAGGGACCGCUCUCCCAUCCAAAACCCUAUUCACCACGUCACCUCUGACUCUCUGAGAUCACUCCAAACCCCCAACUCUCAUAAAUAUAGCCAUAAACCCCAACGAGAACACCCCAACGAGAACGGUUCCAUAUCCGUUUGGCUAGCUAGCUAGCUUGUAUUGACCCAAAAAAGAAAAACCUAGCUAGCUUGGGAUCUCCGACGAGUCGUGUUUGUGGCGAGAUGGGCAACUGUCAGGCGGCUGAGGCGGCCACGGUGGUUAUACACCACCCGGCAAACAACAAGGUCGAGAGGAUUUACUGGUCGGUGAGCGCUCAUGAGAUCAUGACGUCGAAUCCGGGGAACUACGUGGCGCUUGUGGUGACGUCGCCGACGUUAAAGGCCGAGAAUGGCGCGCCGGUUAAGCAUCUCAAGCUUCUGAGGCCGGACGACACUUUGCAUAUCGGACAGGUUUACCGGCUCAUCAGUUUCGAAGAUGUGUUGAAGGAGUUUGCUGCUAAGAAGUCUGUGAAGCUGGGGAAGUUGCUGAGGGAUAGAGGUGCACUUGGCCUUGAACUGAAAAAGAAAGACUCCGAUGGUCCGAAUCCGAAUUCGAAAUCCGACGACCGCAGUUCUACCAAGAUGGAGCAUGAGGCUCACCGUGUCGGAAGCAGCAGUAGUGGUGGUGGCGGUGGUGGCAGCAGCAGAGGUGUGGCGAGGAGUCAUGGUGGUGGGGGGCAGUGGAGGCCAGCUUUGCAGAGCAUUGCAGAGCUUGGUACUUGAACAUAUGGUGCACUAGCACUCAGCUCACCAUUCCCACCACUCACCCCGAAGCUCAGUCUCAGAGAUCCCUAGCUUUCUGUCAUUCUCUCGCGAAUAAAAACAAGCAGCUAGCAUGCAGCUCCGAAUUCCCCUCGCACUCUUCUCCAGACGUUUCGUAUUCUCUUUUUCUUUCUUUCUUGGAUUGGUGCAUGUUAUUAGUUGGACCUCGGUAGCUAUGGUGAUUGGUUUCAGAGUUAGGUAUAUAAAUCACUGAACUUGGAGACGUAUGUAACUUCUCACCCUCUUCUUAAUUUUAUCAAUUGUGAUCAGCUGCAACCUUGCUAUCUUUUUUUUCUUUGAGAGAAAAAGGAAAAGAGAACAACCUAGCUAUCUAUAGAUUGCCCAAGUGAUGCACUCUGUUAAUGAACUUAUUUGAACUUUGCAGAAUUUUUUAUUUUUCAACAAACAUGUGGUGCUUCAUGUAACUGGAUUUGAUAGCACUCAUUUUCAAGGAAAACAGCCGAGUCCGAUUCUAGAAUUCUACAAACUCAGAACAAGCAAUAUUAUUGUUUGUUUGAGUCAACAGAAUCCAAAACUGAAUGCUUCAACGCUUUCAAGACUUCCAAAGGCCAUGUGUUGGGGCUUUAUUGAAAGUAGAUCCUGAAUUGAACCCAAGAACUUCACCAGCUUUG